This is a messenger RNA of Manis javanica (Malayan pangolin), 6281 nucleotides long. RefSeq names its product sphingomyelin synthase 2 (gene SGMS2). Gene Ontology annotation, cellular component: plasma membrane; Golgi membrane; endoplasmic reticulum membrane. Gene Ontology annotation, molecular function: ceramide cholinephosphotransferase activity; sphingomyelin synthase activity. Gene Ontology annotation, biological process: sphingomyelin biosynthetic process; ceramide biosynthetic process. NCBI's taxonomy places the organism in Eukaryota, Metazoa, Chordata, Mammalia, Pholidota, Manidae. The record is from RefSeq and is a predicted model, not a curated record.
UUGGAGCAGCCAUCCAGCGCACACCUAGAGUUGCCACGGUGCCAGUGAGUAACCCUGCCAGGCAACCCCGUGAGGUUAGGAAAACUACCUCUCUGAUUUGGGCCCGGGCACCACCCAGUGAGUAAGUGCGGGAGAGCCCAAGCCCUCUCACAGAGACCCAGAAAGCAGCCCCUGAAUGAGGCGAGGUGCGGAGGUGAGGGGGCGCCUUUCCCAGUCCCACCCUUGAAAGUUGCUGGGAGUGGCACCCCGAGAACUUUCCCAGAUUGAUCUCUGUCACCGCUCAGGGAGGUCUGCUCGGGCCCUCAGCCUUCCGCCCUAAUCCAAUCGGGGCUGCCGGCCAAAUCCCUCCUUCCCUGCACCUUUAAAGGCUGGGAGAGGGGAGGGUCGGCUGCGUUCUUCUUAAGAAGUCGCACCGGUUUUUCGAGCUUCGCUCCGCGCCCCGAGAGCCACGGCAGCGGGAGCGGGCGCUGCUGCCACCGGGCCCGCGGGUGGGAUAGUAACAUCUAUGGGGAAAAGAAAACAGCUUUCUUUCCUGGAAGUGGUGAAUGUACAGCAGAUCACUGCGUGGGAGGAACAGCAAUCAGAUGACCACCUUCUACUUCUGUGCUAGCAAACAGAAUCAGUUGUAAGAGUCCAUGUUGAACUUGGAAGCAUUAAAAAAAGUUAAAUUCCCACAAAGAACAAGAACUUUACCAUCUCCUUUUUGAUCUCAAGACUGGGGAGACAAUGGAUGUCAUAGAGACAGCAAAACUUGAAGAACAUAUGGAAAAUCAAACCAGUGAUCCUACAAACACUUACACAAGACCUGCUGAAACUGUUGAAGAAGAAAACAAAAAUGGCAACGGGAAACCAAAGAGCUUAUCCAAUGGGUUGCGAAAGGGCACCAAAAAGUACCCAGACUACAUCCAAAUUGCUAUGCCCACUGACUCGAGGAACAAAUUUCCCCUCGAGUGGUGGAAAACAGGCAUUGCCUUCGUGUACGCUCUCUUCAACCUCGUUCUGACCACUGUCAUGAUCACAGUUGUACAUGAGAGAGUCCCUCCCAAGGAGCUCAGCCCUCCGCUCCCAGACAAGUUUUUUGAUUACAUUGAUCGGGUGAAAUGGGCAUUUUCUGUAUCAGAAAUAAAUGGGAUUAUAUUAGUUGGAUUAUGGAUCACCCAGUGGCUGUUUCUGAGAUACAAGUCAAUAGUGGGGCGCAGAUUCUUUUUUAUCAUUGGGACUUUAUACCUGUAUCGCUGUAUUACAAUGUAUGUCACCACUCUCCCUGUGCCAGGAAUGCAUUUCCAGUGCGCUCCAAAGCUCAACGGAGACUCCCAGGCAAAAGUACAACGGAUUCUGCGGUUGAUUUCUGGUGGUGGAUUGUCCAUUACUGGAUCGCAUAUUCUGUGUGGAGACUUCCUCUUCAGUGGUCACACAGUUGUGCUGACACUUACUUACUUGUUCAUCAAAGAAUAUUCGCCUCGUCACUUCUGGUGGUAUCAUUUAAUCUGCUGGCUACUGAGUGCUGCCGGGAUCAUCUGCAUUCUUGUAGCACAUGAACACUAUACUGUUGAUGUGAUCAUUGCUUAUUAUAUCACAACACGGCUGUUUUGGUGGUACCAUUCAAUGGCCAAUGAAAAGAACUUGAAGGUCUCUUCACAGACUAAUUUCUUGUCUCGAGCAUGGUGGUUCCCCAUCUUUUAUUUUUUUGAAAAAAAUGUACAAGGGUCAAUUCCUUGCUGCUUCUCCUGGCCACUCUCCUGGCCUCCUGGCUGCUUUAAAUCGUCAUGCAAAAAAUAUUCACGGGUUCAGAAGAUCGGUGAAGAUAAUGAGAAAUCCACCUGAGGGGCAAAUCAAAGGCACAAGCUCUUAUACCAAAACAGUUAACGCUGUAACCAAAGGUAUAGUUUUGUGUUUUUAUUUUAGGAGAACUGAGUGGUAAAUGAAGAAGUGGACCAAAUUUUGUGUAAAUGAUUAGAAAGAUGAAUGAAGUAUUACCCUUGGACUGUUUUUUUAUUCAUCCUGAGAAAGGUAUAUUCUCCUGCAGCUCUUCAUUCAUUGGUGACAAGCCUCUGCCUGGGAUUUUACUAAUGAACUUGUUAAAGAGGUGCCAAAGAAAAUAUUACUCCUUUCCUUAUUCUUCACUAAAGCCCUCCACAGAAUUUUUUCAGGAUUUUUUUUUCCUCUGGGGUCAGAAGAAUUUGUUAAUGUUUUAAAUAAAAUAUGUGGAUAUAUACAGCUACUAUGUAAAUAUGAUAACCUAAUGCUGAGAGUGGUUUUAGCCUUAGGCUUGUUAGUGAGGGGAGCCUGUGGGUUAUGAGUAAACUUACAGGUGAACUUUGUUUCUCCCCCAUCACAGGGAAGGUCGGGGUCGGGGCUGGCAACGGGCACUGCUGCUACCACCCAAUGCACUAUGUUUCACUUUUACUUUUCUUUACUUAAUUGAUAAUUUUAUAUAUUUAAAAAAAUACAAUAAUCUAAAAUAUGGAAGUAUUUGACAAUAACCCCCUGGGUUUUACACGUGUGUAAAUAUUUCACUUUAAAAUCUCAAUGACAGACACCCAGGAAACAUGGGGCUCUUGUUGUGAAGGAGUGGCCCUUGGGUACACCCUUCCAGGCUGUGUGCCUGGUGAAUAUGUGUCUGGUACCCCCAGGGCGGUGUUCCGAGAGCACACAAAGGUGAACGGACCUCUUACCACUUGAGGAACAAGCCUUCGUGUUUCCCUCAGGUCCUGCCUUGUGGGAAAUCUGUUUUGGAGCUGCUAAUUGGAGCUCAGAAAUACAAUUGGUCACAUUUCAGUGAAAACAAUUACUUUCUAAUUACAUUGUACUUUAUGGAAAAACUAAGAGGGAGUCCAAAAGUUUAGUGUAUCCUUGCCUUUUAGCAGGAGACUCAGCUUCUUAUACAUGGCCCUAAGGACAUAUGCCACAUUAAGUAAUUUUAAUUUAACGCUGAAGUUAUACCGUGGUGCUGCACUAUAAUCUGUUGGAAUCAGUGUGUUAAAUGGAUCAUAGCUACUCAGUAAGGGGAAUAAUUGUUUCUAAAGUUCUUUGAGGUGAUGAAAAAAAAAAAAGCUGGAUUUUAAAACAUCUGAUGAGUUUUAAUGCUGUCAGAUUUUGUGCAUUAAUUAAUGCUGUUGAAUCUUUUGGAUAAUUCUUGGCUUAAUUUCUUAAGACUUACAGUAACCUUUGAAAAGGAGCGUUACAAAAUCAACACUAGGCCAGGAGGUGGAGAGGUCAAUGGCGUGAGUGGAGGUAGUUACCUUUAUAUUGGUGAAAAUUCCACCCCACCCCCACCCCCCACCCCCGCUUAGGAUGAAAAACAGUCCUAAAUUUGUCAUUAUAGUCAGCCUUGAUUCUGUACACAAAAUCGGCCUUUAAAUUGCUUGAGAGAAGCAGAAAACACAUCUGUUCAGAAGGACAUUAUCCUUUGGUGCUAAAAUUUUGUGUAUGUUUUCUUUACGGCUCUUCCUCUGUAAUAGAAGAAUCAUGAAAGGAAAGGUGUUUGAAUCCAAAGGCAGGAAAAAAGACUCUCUCAUCUGGUUAUUUAAAACAAGAAUUGAAACCCUAAACAUCCUUGGCAGGCUUUGAAAUGCAAGGAGUCUUUCCAGUAUUUAUUAUUAAAUAAGCUAAUAAGAAGCAAAUCUCUAGUUUACCUGAUAUGCGUAGCCAUAUUUCUACGUAACUUCCACUCAUUUUCCCUUACUAAAUAUUAACAUUUAUGACAGAACAAGGUGUUCUGUUUGAAACACAGAUUUUAAAUUCCUGCUGCAUGACUGUGAGGAAGAGCACCUGACACUGAAGCCUGCGCUUUGCUCUCCUAACCUUGGUGUACCCCUUGAGCCUCUAAUUCAGAUAAAAGAGCCUAACAUACCUUAGAGCCUUAUUCAUCUGUAUCUUGGAUAGCCCUCUUUUCCUUAAAUUAAAUAAGGAAAAGUGUUGAAGCUUUAGAAAUCAUGGUGUAUGGAUUGUUGGAGACUCUUGAAACAAUAACCCUUGCGUUUUAGUCAAGAAAUGCAGUUUUUAAAAAAAUAUACCAUCACCUUUUAAAGACAUCUAUGACCCUAUGACCCUUCAUGUGUGGACACUGCUGCUCCUGUGUUCUUUACCUGUAUAUGUCAUAGCUGUCUAAUAGAUGCUGAGGAAGCAUGUGGUUUGAAAAUAAGGAGGGAAAAUACAGAAGUUUCAAGAUGCUAACAUAAAAGACAGAGUGAAACUCAUUUACAGAUAGGAAAGCAAACAAAGUUUAACCCAACAUGCCACUUUGGGACAUAAAACAUAAACAAUUGUGAUCUUGCCUUUGAAACAGUAUAUUUUUGGAGCUCCUUUUCCUGGCUAAUUAAGAUACAAGUUCUUCUCCAUUACCCUUGUUUUUGUAAACCAGUGCUCCUGUUAGAAGCUUAUCUUGUAAUUUAGUCCUUCUGUGCAAUAUCUAUAACAUAAUUCUUAUUAAUUAUGCCACAUUUUUUUUUCUAAAUUCUUUCAAUGGAAUUUAAUUCUUGUCAGAUUCAGUUUUUUUUAGCUCUCCCACUAGCUCUGAAAAUAAAUUAUUCUUCCCCAGUUCCACUCGAAGUAAUUUUAAUUUUUUUAUUUAAUUUACUGGCAUCUUGGAAAACAAGUUUUGCUGUGCAAGGCAGGCUGUUUUGAGCGAGCCCAAGCCCAGUCAGGUUCCCCAACGAUCUUGCUCAAGGCUCUUUGUUGUAUACCAGUGCCCCCUUGUGGAAAUAUGUGAUAUGACUUGAAGCAAAAGCCACUUUUUAAAGUGUAUUUUCAAGUUUUUAAAAGGCAAUUGUUCUUUAUUAUUUGUGCCAGUAAUCUGAAAGAAUUAUUUCAAAGAUAUUUUAAACUUUUCCCAAAGGGAAAAGUGCUUAGAUCCCAGAGAGUUGGAAUUCUAAUCUUUUAUCUUUUCAUCAAAGAAAAUUUGCAGACCAUUUCACCUCUCACUAUCACAAUUAUUAAUGUCUCCCUUCCUAACACCUUCACUUUGUUUACUUUGAAACACUAAGUUGGCUGUCUUUCUAAUAUUUUUUAUUUUUACAUUCUAGAAGUCAUGUUUCUUUGUUAAUUGAGAGUUCAUGUCUUACUCCUUAAAUAUUUUGGAAAUUUCUUUUUUUAAUUAUUUUUUGUUGUUUUUGUUUUGCACUGUAAAACUGAUUUAAAAAUUAAGCCGGUCUUAACACACUCAUUUCUGUAGUGUGAGUAAGUGUGAGAAGGAAUUUCUUAAUAAAUGAGUUUACAUGUUUAAAUCAAGCUUAUUAUAAGUAGUAUGCCAUGUAUUGAAGGCUUUUCUAUUUGUAUGUAUAAAGAUUUCUGGUAUUUUUUUUUAAUGUCAUUGUGUUGCAAUAUAAUUUAACUCCUUUGAUUUACUUGCUAAAAAUAUUUUUUCUGUUAAGAAGGGCUCUUGACUUCAAUACUGAAAAUCAUGUCAAAGGUACCCAAAGAUACAGAUACACCAUACAGAUACACACCAUAUCAAAAUCUGAUUUAUGUUGUUAAUCAUCAAUCUAUGUUGUGUUCUAAAUGAAUAUGAAUGAGAAUAGUUCUUUAUUAUGGAAUUAUUUAAAACUGUCCUUUAAAGGAGAAAGAAGGAACUAUAAACAUAAGCUAAUCUAGUUGCCAAGUUGGAAUUCAUUAUUUAAUUUACCUCCUAUGCAAUGAUUAAUGCUGCAAAAUGUAUGCUUUUGUUACAGUAUAUUCAACAAAGGAAAUAUUAUUACACGGUUUGAGAGGUAGCCAAUUGCAUUCUUUCAGAAAUUUACUAUACUGUUUCAAUGUGUUAAGUGCCUUGUUGUAAAGUAAAAUUUUAAGUCUAAAAUCCAUUAUUUUCCUGACAUAUAUUUUUCAUUAUGAUCUAUACUGUAUGCUAUUGUAAUAGUUUUAUUAAAUGCUUACCUUUUAAUCAAAUAUGUAAAUUUUGAAAGCUCUCUUCUCCUACCCACCAGUACCUUAAUCAUUGAUUGAUCUGUUGGGAUUUGAGUUCAGGUUCUACUUUUUUUAAGAGAGGAAGUUAUCUUUGUUUAGAAAUAUGGUUUCCAUGCCUCUGCUUUUGUGGUUGUGUUUAUAAAAACAUUUGAGAAGGAAUUUAGGAGUGUAACUAUAGUUUAUACUUCUAAAAUGCCAUUUUACACUUAUAUUUUAAGUGCCUAAUUGUUAGUUAACACUAAUUUAUGUUUCUAUUCUAAAGAGGUAUGUGUACUUGGUUUCUAAUCUCUUUGGCUUUGCUUAAAAAAAAAAAAAAGCACGAGCCUAUACUUUGUAUUUACCCAAUAAACCACAGUGACAUUGGCAGUCUUUCAAAAUUA